Molecule: messenger RNA, 2484 nt
Organism: Perca fluviatilis (European perch)
Lineage: Eukaryota; Metazoa; Chordata; Actinopteri; Perciformes; Percidae
Product: tyrosine-protein kinase JAK1-like
Exons: 5
Coding region: 50-568 (172 amino acids)
Biological process (GO): intracellular signal transduction; cytokine-mediated signaling pathway; hemopoiesis
Cellular component (GO): cytosol
Molecular function (GO): non-membrane spanning protein tyrosine kinase activity; ATP binding; cytokine receptor binding
Source: RefSeq, a predicted model, not a curated record
UACCAGCCUCAGCACCCUGCUCAGCUACUCCAUCCAGAUAUGCAAGGGAAUGGACUAUCUGGGAUCUCGAAAUUACAUCCACCGGGACCUGGCUGCCCGAAAUGUGUUGGUGGAAAACGAGAGGACGGUGAAGAUCGGAGAUUUCGGCCUCACCAAGAGCAUCAAGGACAACGAGGGAUAUUACACCGUCAAAGACGAAAACGACAGCCCUGUUUUCUGGUAUGCUCCAGAGUGUCUGACUCACUGUAAGUUCUACCUUGCUUCAGACGUUUGGUCCUUUGGGGUGACGAUGUACGAACUCAUCACCUACUGCGACUCCUCCAAGAGCCCGAUGACGCUUUUCCUCGGUAUGAUUGGUCGAACUCAAGGUCAGAUGACUAUCAUCCGAUUGGUGAAGGUGUUGUCAGAAGGGAAGAGGUUGCCACGUCCCGAAGGCUGUCCUGAGCACGUGUACGAGCUGAUGCGCCGGUGCUGGGAGAACAUGCCCGAGAGGAGAAUCACCUUCAAGCGGCUGGUGGAGGAGCUGACCGCCAUGCAGCAACAGCAACAACCACAAAACGACCUUUAAACCUCCUCAAACUGUUUAAAGCUCUGGGAGUGAAGCUGACUUUUGCGUGCAGACUCGGGACCGGAUUUUAACAGCAAAACCGACCUGAGAUCAGCAUCUGCUUGUGCGUCUUUAUUGUACCAAGAGACGGUCCUAAAGGAUCCGAGCUUCACACAACGCCAUAUAAACCUUCCACAACCAAGAAAAGACUUUCAAUCCUAUCAGUCAUUUUAGUCUGCAAUAUUUUUAUUUCUCAUAUUUGUUAUCCUAUUCUGAGUUAUGAGUAUUUUGAAUGAAACAAGUAAAUCCUAUGAACUAUUGUAGCCUAAGCCUGAUAUCUUAAAAAGGACUUCCAAGUGUAUCUAAGGGAUUUAAUUGUCUACAUUGCCAGAAAUUUCAAACUCACGUGGUUUCACCGCUCUUAAGUGUGCCAGAGGCCUAUAUAAUCACUUGGACUGAUAUCACUCUCACUGAUGGACGCUUGAACGAUAAAGAUCGAGCAUGGAAAGGCCCCGCCCACUUUCACACAGUCAAACGAUUGUGUGGUGGUCUUCUUUGUGACAGACACCGAGUGGAUCACUGAUGAAUCAUGUUGAGAAUUGCUCCGAUGGAUGGACACAGGCAUUACCACACAUACUGAAGAUGUGGUUUUUCAACAUUUUCGCCGCUGCUGUUUGUCUCAUGGACUCCUGUUUGGGUGUAUUUCUUCUUCUAGGCAGAGCGCCAUGGAGUGAUGGAUAAAAUACUUUCUGUGCAGAUGCAGUCACUAAGAACUGGCUUUAAAUUAGAGCCACCAAUCAGUCAGCAAUGUUCCUUUCACUGUGUUGUUUUCAUUAAGUACUUUUUUUUUUUUUUUUCUUUCUAGCUAAAAUGCCCAAAAAUGUAUUUUUUUAGUUUUAGACUGUCGGAUUAAACGAACAAUUUUAGACAUAUUUUGGGUUUAGGAAACUGUGACGGGCACUUUUCACUAUUUUCAGACAUUUUAUAGACCAAGUCAUUGAGAAAAGAAUCCACAGAUCAGCCUUCAUUGUUUAAAUGUGUAACAAAUGCCCAACCAGACACACAAAGGGCUGCAUCUGCACAGGAACAGAACAUCUUUUUCUUUUAAAAGGUUAUGGCUCUCUAAUCAAUCGUCCAUUUGGUUUCAUCUUCAAAUAACCAGGAUUUACAUGUUUUGCUCUGAUUGUUUAAGGUGGUCCAGUUUAUAAUCUCUAAUCCAGCUUGGUUCUUUAAAUGUAACAAAUCAGUUAACUUAGUUGAGUGAGAUAAAGGUAAGUACCUGUGAGAGACACUUGAGGGCAGUAGCACUUCACUUUUCCUCUCCCCUCUGUGUAUUUGCAGCUUUCCACAAAUACUUUACAAAAUGUCUAUAUACUAUACAGGAUGGUGUACACAAAAAAGGGAGACCAUUUCCAUAGUUGCAGAUUGUAUAUGGAACACACAGUUUAAAGUUAGAAAGAAUAAGUAUCGAUUGUUCACAUGACAUUUUAUGAUUUUGUUAUUACAGUUAAAACUAUUUUUAGUGACAUUCAUAAAAAUGAUUUAUGUGCAUUUUACUUGUAAUGUUUACUUUUAAUUUUCCAAUAUGACAAUGACAGAACAUUUAUACCAGUGUAUUUUAUCGGAGUAUGUGAAAUGGUUUGAGCAGAGGGUUUUUUUCUGUUUUAAAUCCAUCAGUAGACAUGCGCAGCAAAAUGUCGCUCUGUCAUCAUGACUAUGGUCAGUUCUUCAUGUAACUGUAUGGCUUGUACUGUGAAUGUCAACAAAAAAAAGUCAAGAAGACAAAGUUGCGCUUUAGUCCACAUUUUAUUUAGGAAUGUAAAAGACAAUUCCUUCUGCUCAAAAUAAGAGAAAAGAAAUUUAUAUAUUUUUCAAAAAAUAAGACAAAAGUAUGAAUUAUGGAAGGUAACCAUGAAAAAAUAAAUAAAAUCAAUGUU